Molecule: messenger RNA, 969 nt
Organism: Vittaforma corneae ATCC 50505
Lineage: Eukaryota; Fungi; Microsporidia; Nosematidae
Exons: 1
Coding region: 1-969 (322 amino acids)
Source: RefSeq, a predicted model, not a curated record
AUGAUUAUACUACAUUAUUUUAGUUAUGUGCUAUUUAUUAAAGCAAGAACAUAUUUGUUUAAGCCUGGUAUUACAAAAAACCAUCUUCCAUAUGAAUCUCAUAGAUAUUUAGUCUCCUAUAAUCCUAGCGAAGAUUAUGAAAGCUCCAGUUUUGAAUUGCAUGCAUUGAAUCAAGAACUUGAUUUACAGGAACUAAAAAAUAAUGGUGGUGAAAUAAAACAAGCGGACACUAUAUUUCAUACUCACCAAAUUCCAAAUUUUGAUCUUAAAUUUACCAACUCAUCAAGAGAAUCUCAGGUUACAAACUAUGAAAGAAAAUUACUAUAUUCAAAAAUAUUUACAUUUACACCUGAUUUUAAUUUCAAUGUGAAUGUAAUAUUAGUUUCUACAACUAAAAACUACCAUCCGCAGCUAGUUUUCUCAGAGAAAAAUAAUGAUGGAUAUAUACAACUUAAUGAUAGUACAACACGUUUCAACUUUAAUUGUUUAAAAGAUAAAUCUUAUGUAGUUGAAGUUGGAUAUAGUAGGGAGCUUAUCACUGAUCCAUUCGAUAAUAUUUCAUCAGGAUCAUUUAUUUUAAUACUUUCAUCAAAUACACUUUCAAUAUUAGAUGUUAUGGUACAGGAAAGUAUUAUAAUUAAUAUUAAGGGAUUUGAAGGUGUAGCACCGUUUGAACACAAUGCACCACUCAAACUUUUUCAUCCUGAUGGAAGGAUGAUGAACCAUGGAUAUCUUAAUUAUAAUAUUACCCCAUUUUUCAAUGAUACCAAACAAAGCAUAACAUUAUAUUAUCAUCGUGGAGUAGAUUUUUUUUCUGGUGAUAUUAAAAGGUCAUCUAUUUUAGAAAUAAAAUGUAAUAAAAGUGCGAGAAGUACAAAAAUAUACUUUGGUAAAGAGCCAUCAAGGGGAAAAUACGAAUAUACUAUUGAAAGUAGCCGAAUAUGUGAUAUUAUUAACUUAAUCAGAUAA